CUCUCUCCUGCCGAUGACUCCGGCUCCGCUUCGCCUCCUCUGCCGCGUGUGGUUCGGCGCAACCCUCGCCGUGGCGUGCCUCCUCCUCGGAGCUGCUACUCGCGUCCUCCACCUGCUCCCCAUCUCGCUCGAGUUGAGUGAAGACCUGUCGGUCUCGACUGCAGCCGUUCUCUUCCGGCUGAUGUUGCGCGUCAAUCCACAGAUCCGAGUCAUCAACACGGCCCGCGAAGCCGACUGGGAUCGACUCGCGGCCUGCUCGCCGGCGAUGAUCCUGAUGAACCACACCUCCUUCUUCGACUUCUUCCUCUUCACCGCGCUGCUGCCGCCCCGGUUCGUCCGCCGGGCGCACGUGCGCACUGUGAUGUCCGCCUCGAUCGCCCAGCUCCCUUUCCUGGGGCGGAGCAUCGGCGACCAUGCAGGCUCGUUCAAGGUCUACUUCCAGGCCAAGGGCGCUGGGUUUGGCAAGGGCGACGCGUCCGACUUCUCGGUCGACAGGGCUCGCCAGGAGGCGGAGACGGCGCGGAUGGAGGCGCACAUCAAGAGGCGCGGAGUCCUCGCCUUCUGCCCGGAGGGCGGCAUGAACAAGACGCCGUCGGAGCGACUCAACCCGUUCCGCCGCGGCUCCUUCGCGCAGGCGGCAAAGUACUCCACUCCCAUCUGGGGCGCGGCCCUGCACGGCAGCACGGCCGCCUGGCCGCGCGACGCCCUCUUGGGCGGCGACCCCAGCACCGUCGCCCUCUCGCUCGAGCAGCUGACGCUGCUGCCUCCGCCGGUGGCCACCGCCACGGCCGCCGACCUCGCCGAGGCUUGCCAGGAGGCGAUGCAGCGGCAGGUGGACCGCCUCGCGACGCUUGCGCGGGGAGGGGCGCGCACUGAGGGAGGCGCGACACGCGCGCGGGCUUCCUAGCGCGGCCAGCGCGCGCCCGAUGGCCACUCGUACUCCCAAGGAGGCGGAGAGAGAGCAUACAUGGUACCAUGAUCGCAUGAGUGGUGUCCCCUGCACUGGCCGCUACUGACGUACUGAGUACUGUCAUCUCAUGACCUUCAUGAAGACCUUGUCCUUGAUCAUUACAAUAUUUAAUGGCUGUGA
This is a messenger RNA of Emiliania huxleyi CCMP1516, 1090 nucleotides long. RefSeq lists its product as hypothetical. Gene Ontology annotation, biological process: phosphatidic acid biosynthetic process. The transcript has 5 exons. The record is from RefSeq and is a predicted model, not a curated record. Gene Ontology annotation, cellular component: endoplasmic reticulum. NCBI's taxonomy places the organism in Eukaryota, Haptophyta, Isochrysidales, Noelaerhabdaceae. Gene Ontology annotation, molecular function: 1-acylglycerol-3-phosphate O-acyltransferase activity. Bases 14 to 907 code for a protein of 297 amino acids.